This is a messenger RNA of Oreochromis niloticus (Nile tilapia), 2702 nucleotides long. RefSeq names its product mitochondrial carnitine/acylcarnitine carrier protein. Gene Ontology annotation, cellular component: mitochondrial envelope. The transcript has 9 exons. NCBI's taxonomy places the organism in Eukaryota, Metazoa, Chordata, Actinopteri, Cichliformes, Cichlidae. Gene Ontology annotation, biological process: carnitine transmembrane transport; mitochondrial transport. The record is from RefSeq and is a predicted model, not a curated record. The coding region runs from base 229 to 1122 and encodes 297 amino acids. Gene Ontology annotation, molecular function: O-acyl-L-carnitine transmembrane transporter activity.
GGACAUGUGAAGGGGUGACUGUGAAGAUAAAUUAUUUACAGGAAAAAACUGUUCUUCUCGUUUCCGCUCAGCUCUGAGAGACAAAGUCCACGGAGAGACACACUUAGACACACACAGACAGACCCACAGACAGACAGCUGACAGUCGCACACUCCCCUCCCGGGACAGCGGCGGUGUGAGGUGGUGAGGUUCCCCGGCUGUGUGCUCGGGCCAUGCGGGGUCAGCGGGAUGGAGGAAAAGCCCAGAGUGUCUCCGUUCAAGAACUUCGUGGCUGGGGGUGUCGGAGGAGCGUGUCUGCUGCUGGCCGGACACCCACUGGACACCAUCAAGGUGAGACUACAAACACAGCCCAAAGCCGCUCAGUAUGUGCUCUACACAGGAACGUAUGACUGCUUACGCAAGACCGUAUCCAAAGAGGGCAUCCUUGGUCUCUAUAAAGGUAUGGGGGCUCCCCUGGCAGGUGUGGCUCCUAUGAUGGCCAUCAGUUUCUUUGGGUUUGGUCUUGGAAAACAGCUCCAACAGACGGCCUCUGGAAAACCGCUCACGUACCAUCAGAUAUUCCUGUCCGGCUGUCUGGCAGGAGUCUUCACUACAGUGAUAGUAGCUCCAGGAGAGAGGAUCAAAUGUUUGCUACAGGUGCAGUCGAGCGGUGGAAGGUCCAAGUACGCAGGUCCGCUGGACUGUGCGGUCAGGCUCUAUAAGGAGCAGGGGAUCCGCAGCGUCUACAAAGGAACUGUGCUCACUCUCAUCAGAGACGUGCCUUCUAGCGGUCUGUACUUCCUCACGUAUGAAUACCUCAAGGACUUCCUGACCCCUGAGGGUCAAAGUGUGUCUCAGCUCAGCACUCCCAGAAUCCUCCUGGCUGGUGGUGUAGCCGGAAUAUUAAACUGGGUGAUUGCACUUCCUCCAGACGUGCUCAAGUCCAACUUCCAGACAGCUGCUGAUGGGAAGUACAGAGGUCUGGUGGACGUCCUGCGAGCGCUGCUUCGAGAAGAAGGACCUAAAGCUCUCUACAAGGGCUUCAAUGCCGUUUUCCUGCGAGCCUUCCCAGCCAACGCUGCUUGUUUUCUGGGAUUUGAGGUGGCUUUAAAGGGCCUGAACCUGCUCGCACCGAGCUGGUGAAAGAAGACAGAAGACCUCAAACAGUCUUGGUGAAAUAUUAUUGUUUAAUCUGAAGUGUACUUUUAAACUUUUAAAAAUAUCUUUUUCAAAAUGUGGUGUCUGUGUCUGUGGGAGCAGUGGAAACAUGUACAAUUUGAGAGACAGCAUCCUUUCUAUAUUCUGUAGUUUGGAGAACACUGAGCUCUUUCCUCACUCUUUUAUAAUUUGCAGACUGUUUGUAAUGUUUGUAAAAUAUUAGAUAAACACUCGAGUUUUACUUAGAUAAACAUGGUUUUGUAACAAUCUAUCAGCUCUGCUUAACAUGGAGUUAUUCUGGUAGAAAUCAUAGACUCUGUGUGUGAGAGGGACGUAGGCACGAUGCAGUAACCAGUGAGCGUCCUCCUCUUUUCACCACCCUAAUAUUGUUACUGAAUGUAACGAGCUGAGGUACUGCGGGACACUCAAUCACAAGGUAGACCCGCCCGUAAUCCUCCCCUGUUUCCUGGACCAUUCUGACUGAUGGGACCAUAAUUUCCAAAAGAAACACCAUCUUUUAUUUAAUAAAACUUGAAAACAGUAACUGAGACCAUAAAGUCAUCAGCAAAGCGUUUACUGUCCUCAAAGAUCGGAUGCAGUCAGCACAGUCUUCUUCUUGCCCCCUGCUGGAUAUUAGAGAGAAUGCAGUUUUAAGAUCCUUGUGACCCUAUGUUCAUGGAGUGAAUAGGUAUGUAUGGGCAGAUUAUUUUUUAUUAGUUUUAUUCAAAGUGUGUGAAUAAAGUCUUCAGUUUGCUGUAUAAAUAGUCACUGUUUAGCCCAAUGCUGCAUCCCUAACAUGACAAACUGGACCGCUGCACAUGAAAGUUUCAGCAAAUCUUCAUGUCCUGUUGUCUACAAGUUCCAGACCUCUUCUUCUUCUUCCUCUUUUUCACAGCAGAUCAUCUGCCUUCAUCUCCUCCAUCUGCCUUUGCAUCCUCUUCUGUCACACCAACUCUCUGCAUGUCCUCCAAACAUGCCUCCCCCCUCUCCUCUUCCUUUGUCUUUGGUCAGUAGUAGCAGAGUUUCCACUACUAUCCAGCUGCUCGUAUGCACCAGUGCAGUCAUAAUAAUUUUAGGUGUGUCCAGUAUCCUGGUAUGUACCUUUGAAUGUUAAGUACAUGCUGUUUAUUAGAGAGAAUAAUACAGUGUGGAUGCUACACAGGCACAACUAAGCUCCCAAACAGACAUUCCUGGGUGGUGAUGAGAUACUAGCAUCAGUAUUGCUUCAGUGUAAGUGUUUAAAUAGAUGAUGUCACUUUAAUAGACGUGGUAUUGUUUUAAAUGGGCCCCUGGCUCCACUGCAGGGACAAAGGGUUGCAUCUGCACUUGUAUAUGAAGGUUUUGAAGAGAUCAUUUUGCCUCUGCGUGACCUGAACAGGUGUGGAGACCGAACAAUUACACAGCAGAAAUGAUGCAAAUACUGUUGCCAUAACGGAGCAGAAGAGGUUUUUUUCUUUAUGGUCAUUUUAAAUAACAAGCAAACCUGAUGAUAAUGAUGAGACCAAAAAUGUUUGUGGGAAAUCUAAAGACUGCAUUGAACAAAAUAAAUUCAAAUAUAAACUGGU